AUGGAUGGCAUAGUUCGUUCGUUCAACCGCCUUGCUCGACCGCGGACGACUCCCAGUGGCCUGCCAAACCACUGGGUCUUCGGCGUGCGCCACGUGCCGCUGGAGCCGCCUGGCGAUCUCGUUGUCGCCGUUCACCCCCGCAGUGAUUUCCUCCUUCAAGGCGGGCCUGGACAGAUCCUGUCUUCGUCGAGCGUCUCAGAGAAAGCACAGGCUCUGCUUCCCUUCCUGCUCGACGCUUUUGUCAAGGGUAGCCAGUCCCCCCUCAGCCACCAGCCAACCGAUCCCCCGCCGUUUGCUCCAUGGACCUGGGCGACCGAGGACCCCGAGCUGGCGAAGGCUCUUGAGGAGCUGCUCAGCCAGCGUGGUAUUGUCAAUGAGCUUUGCCGGGCGGAGGCUCUGAUGUCACUCCAGGAGACACUACGAAAUGCCAUGGCUGAUUGCCAGCGGAAGCACUGGAAGAAGCACAAGCCGGCUUGUCUCGCGAACCGUCCCACGAACACAAAAGCCAACGCUGCCAGCUCUGCUUCCACCACCAGCGCCGCCAGCUCCAAGGUGGACGCACACAAAUACUUCAACACGACUGCGCGCUCGUCGCCUGAGGCACAGGCGCUGAUGAAGACCCUGUACCUAAGUUUCCCAUCGUCUCCUGCGGCGACUGAGGGCAUAGGCAUUGGCAAAGACCACGAUGAAACCCGCCUCGACGUCCUGCUCGACCCGCCCCGCGGCUCUCCAAGCUACACCCGGCACCAGUGGCUGAACCCCGACAACAGGCUGGAACGCUCGCCCCGACCAGCCACGGACGCCGAGCAGCAGAUGAUUGGAAAGGUCAGGGAGAUGCAGGAUGCAGUCCGCCGGAGGAUUGGGGCCGGCAAGUCGCCUUCCUCGGCUGACAUGCGGGCCAUCUUGAGCUCCUACGGCGCGGACUGGACCUCGCAUGUGCAGACGUACACGCUUGCGAUCAACACGAUGGAUCAGGGCGUUCGGCGGUGA
Molecule: messenger RNA, 990 nt
Organism: Diaporthe citri
Lineage: Eukaryota; Fungi; Ascomycota; Sordariomycetes; Diaporthales; Diaporthaceae
Exons: 4
Coding region: 1-990 (329 amino acids)
Source: RefSeq, a predicted model, not a curated record